GGUUUCUCUUAAACUCCCUCUUUUUUCUAGUGUUUAAUUUAUCAUCAUGGCGGCUAAUUUAUCCUUGGAAGAGCUUAAGAAUGAGAAGGUUGAUCUUGAAAGCAUUCCAGUGGAAGAAGUUUUCCAGAUACUAAAAUGUAGCAAAGAAGGUUUGACAAAAGAAGAAGGCCAAAAAAGGAUUGAAAUUUUUGGCCCCAACAAACUUGAAGAGAAAAAGGAGAACAAGGUCCUUAAAUUCUUGGGGUUUAUGUGGAAUCCUCUAUCAUGGGUCAUGGAAGCUGCUGCUAUCAUGUCUAUUGUCUUGGCAAAUGGAGGGGGUAAGCCACCGGAUUGGCCCGACUUUGUAGGUAUCAUGGUUUUGCUUGUUAUCAACUCUACUAUCAGUUUCAUUGAAGAGAACAAUGCUGGAAAUGCUGCUGCUGCCCUUAUGGCUAAUCUUGCUCCCAAAACUAAGGUUUUGAGAGAUGGAAAAUGGUCUGAGGAGGACGCUUCGCUCCUGGUUCCAGGUGAUCUGAUUAGUGUUAAGUUGGGUGACAUUAUCCCAGCUGAUGCUCGUCUUCUCGAGGGUGAUCCCCUGAAGAUUGAUCAGGCUGCACUUACCGGUGAGUCCUUACCGGUCACCAAACAACCUGGUGAUGAAGUUUUCUCUGGUUCCACUGUCAAGCAAGGCGAGCUCGAUGCUGUUGUCAUUGCUACUGGUGUUCAUACCUUCUUCGGAAAGGCUGCACAUCUUGUUGAUAGCACAAACCAAGUUGGCCAUUUCCAAAAGGUGUUGACUGCUAUUGGAAACUUUUGUAUCUGCUCAAUUCUUGUGGGAAUAGUGAUUGAGAUUGUGGUAAUGUGGCCGAUUCAAAAGCGAAAAUAUAGAGAUGGAAUUGACAACUUGUUGGUGUUGCUUAUUGGAGGUAUCCCAAUCGCCAUGCCAACAGUCUUGUCUGUUACCAUGGCUAUUGGAUCUCAUCGGUUGUCCCAACAAGGCGCUAUCACUAAGAGGAUGACUGCUAUCGAGGAAAUGGCUGGUAUGGAUGUCCUCUGCAGUGACAAGACCGGUACCCUCACGCUUAACAAGCUUACUGUUGACCAAACCUUGAUUGAGGUAUUCCCUAAGAACGCAGAUGCAGACACUGUUAUGUUACUUGCAGCUAGAGCCUCCAGGGUCGAAAACCAGGAUGCUAUUGAUGCUUGUAUUGUUAAUAUGUUGGGUGAUGCUAAACUGGCAAGAGAAGGCAUCCAAGAGGUUCAUUUCUUUCCAUUCAAUCCGGUUGAUAAGCGCACUGCAAUCACCUAUAUCGAUGGCAACGGAGACUGGCACAGGGCAAGCAAAGGUGCUCCUGAGCAAAUUAUUGAACUCUGUGGGCUCAGUGGAUCUGUCUUAAAGAAAUCUCAUGAAAUCAUCGACAACUUUGCUAACCGCGGUCUUCGUUCUUUGGGUGUUGCAAGACAGACUGUGCCAGAGAAAGAUAAGGAAAGUGCUGGUUCACCUUGGGAAUUCGUCGGGCUUUUACCUCUCUUUGAUCCACCAAGGCACGACAGUGCAGAGACAAUUCGCAAAGCUCUCGAGCUUGGUGUUAAUGUUAAGAUGAUCACUGGUGACCAGCUUGCUAUCGGUAAGGAAACUGGUCGUAGGCUCGGUAUGGGAACCAACAUGUAUCCAUCUUCAGCUCUUCUUGGUGAUCACAAGGAUGAGUCGAUUGCUCAAAUUCCUGUUGAGGAGCUUAUUGAGCAGGCUGAUGGCUUUGCUGGAGUUUUCCCAGAACACAAGUACGAGAUUGUGAAGAAGCUGCAAGAAAGAAAGCACAUUUGUGGUAUGACUGGAGAUGGUGUGAAUGAUGCACCAGCACUGAAGAAGGCAGACAUUGGUAUUGCAGUUGCUGAUGCAACAGAUGCAGCUCGGGGUGCAUCUGAUAUCGUUUUGACCGAACCAGGUCUUGGUGUCAUUAUUAGUGCUGUUUUGACAAGCAGAGCCAUUUUCCAGAGGAUGAAGAACUAUACUAUCUAUGCAGUCUCAAUCACGAUCCGUGUUGUGAUGGGAUUCAUGCUCAUUGCACUCAUUUGGGAAUUCGACUUCCCUCCCUUUAUGGUCCUCAUCAUUGCCAUCCUCAACGAUGGAACCAUCAUGACCAUCUCUAAGGACAGGGUCAAGCCAUCUCCUUUGCCCGACUCGUGGAAGCUCAACGAGAUCUUUGCCACUGGGAUCAUCCUCGGAACCUAUCAAGCUCUCAUGACUGUUCUGUUCUUCUAUCUUGCAGCCUCUACUGAUUUCUUUACAGAGAAGUUCGGUGUUAGAUCAAUCAGGGAGAACGAACACGGUCUUACAGCUGCUGUAUACCUUCAAGUGAGUAUAAUCAGUCAGGCUCUCAUCUUUGUGACAAGAUCAAGAAGCUGGUCAUUUGUGGAACGCCCCGGUUUUUUGCUUGUCGUUGCUUUCUUUCUAGCCCAAUUCGUGGCUACACUUAUCACCGUCUACGCGAACUGGAACUUUGCUAGGAUCCAUGGAAUUGGAUGGGGAUGGGCAGCAAUCAUAUGGGUCUACACAAUUAUUACAUAUCUCCCUCUUGAUGUUCUUAAAUUCAUUAGUCGUUACGCGUUGAGUGGUGAUGCCUGGGAUUCAAUGAUCCAGAAUAAGACCGCCUUCACAACAAAGAAGGAUUAUGGAAAAGGCGAAAGAGAAGCACAAUGGGCCGUGGAUCAACGUACACGUCAUGGUCUCCAGACUGCAGAAAGCAAUGGCUUAUUUCAUGACAAGAACUACAGGGAAUUGAAUGAGAUUGCUGAACAAGCUAAACGUCGUGCUGAAGUUGCAAAAUAUACACACGAGUAAUUAAAAAAUUACUCGAGAUUUUCAAGAACCAUGUUGCGAGUUUGAGGAAUUUUACACUCUCAAAGGAACAUGUUGAAAUGAUCUAAUAAUAAGACAAUAUUGUCUAAGAUUAUGCAAUGAAUUAUGGGAGAUAGAUGACUUUU
This is a messenger RNA of Solanum tuberosum (potato), 2964 nucleotides long. RefSeq names its product ATPase 8, plasma membrane-type-like. The transcript has 14 exons. Bases 47 to 2821 code for a protein of 924 amino acids. Gene Ontology annotation, cellular component: membrane. Gene Ontology annotation, molecular function: ATP hydrolysis activity; ATP binding; P-type proton-exporting transporter activity. Gene Ontology annotation, biological process: proton export across plasma membrane. The record is from RefSeq and is a predicted model, not a curated record. Lineage: Eukaryota; Viridiplantae; Streptophyta; Magnoliopsida; Solanales; Solanaceae.